Chelmon rostratus (copperband butterflyfish) is the source of this 2431-nucleotide messenger RNA. Its product is annotated as adhesive plaque matrix protein-like. The record is from RefSeq and is a predicted model, not a curated record. The transcript has 5 exons. Lineage: Eukaryota; Metazoa; Chordata; Actinopteri; Chaetodontiformes; Chaetodontidae. The coding region runs from base 1 to 2397 and encodes 798 amino acids.
AUGGUUGCUCAACAGCUUCCAGUAUUGGAUCUGCUAAGAACUACGGAGAUACUGAUGUGCCAGUUGCAGGCUUUCAACCAGAUUCAAGUAGCUCUAACGCUGGAGAUGAAUCUCUAUGGAGUGCUGAACCACUUGGUGGUGGUGAUUCAAACCCAAAUGCAAAUCAGGCAAGUAGUUUCUGGUCAUCAGCCCCAGCAGCCUCGAAUGUUUAGCAACCAGGUGCCUCAGCAGCCUAGCCACACUCCCAACCAACUGCCCCAGCAGCCUAGCCACACUCCCAGCCACGUGCCCCACCAGCCUAGCCACACUCCCAUCCAAGGGCUCCAGGUGCCCCAGCAGCCUAGCCACACUCCCAGCCAACGGCCCCAGCAGCCUAGCCACACCCCCAGCCAGCAGCCCCAGCAGCCCGGCUACCCAUCCAGCCAACAGCCGCAGGUGCCCCAGCAGCCUAGCUACCCAUCCAGCCAACAGCCACAGGUUCCCCAGCAGCCUAGCUACCCAUCCAAGCAACAGCCGCAGGUGCCCCAGCAGCCUAGCUACCCAUCCAAGCAACAGCCACAGGUGCCCCAGCAGCCUAGCUACCCAUCCAGCCAACAGCCACAGGUUCCCCAGCAGCCUAGCUACCCAUCCAAGCAACAGCCACAGGUGCCCCAGCAGCCUAGCUACCCAUCCAAGCAACAGCUGCAGGUGCCCCAGCAGCCCAGGUACCAGCCCCAGCAGCCCAGCUACCCAUCCAAGCAGGUGCCCCAGCAGCCCAGCUACCCAUCCAUGCAACUGCCACAGGUGCCCCAGCAGCCCAGCUACCCAUCCAAGCAGCAGCCCCAGCAGCCUAGCUACCCAUCCAGCCAACAGCCGCAGGUACCCCAGCAGCCUAGCUACCCAUCCAAGCAACAGCCGCAGGUGCCCCAGCAGCCUAGCUACCCAUCCAGCCAACAGCCGCAGGUGCCCCAGCAGCCUAGCUACCCAUCCAGCCAACAGCCGCAGGUGCCCCAGCAGCCUGGCUACCCAUCCAAGCAACAGCCGCAGGUGCCCCAGCAGCCUGGCUACCCAUCCAAGCAACAGCCGCAGGUGCCCCAGCAGCCUGGCUACCCAUCCAAGCAACAGCCGCAGGUGCCCCAGCAGCCUGGCUACCCAUCCAAGCAACAGCCGCAGGUGCCCCAGCAGCCUGGCUACCCAUCCAAGCAACAGCCGCAGGUGCCCCAGCAGCCUGGCUACCCAUCCAAGCAACAGCCGCAGGUGCCCCAGCAGCCUGGCUACCCAUCCAAGCAACAGCCGCAGGUGCCCCAGCAGCCCAGGUUCCAGCCCCAGCAGCCUAGCUACCCAUCCAAGCAACAGCCGCAGGUGCCCCAGCAGCCCAGGUUCCAGCCCCAGCAGCCUAGCUACCCAUCCAAGCAACAGCCGCAGGUGCCCCAGCAGCCCAGGUUCCAGCCCCAGCAGCCUAGCUACCCAUCCAAGCAGGUGCCCCAGCAGCCCCGCUAUCCAUCCAAGCAACUGCAGCAGGUGCCCCAGCAGCCCAGGUACCUGCCCCAGCAGCCUAGCUACCCAUCCAAGCAGGUGCCCCAGCAGCCUAGCUACCCAUCCAAGCAGGUGCCCCAGCAGCCCCGCUACCCAUCCAAGCAACUGCAGCAGGUGCCCCAGCAGCCCAGGUACCUGCCCCAGCAGCCUAGCUACCCAUCCAAGCAAUUGCUGCAGGUGCCCCAGCAGCCCCGCUAUCUAUCCAAGCAACUGCCACAGGUGCCCCAGCAGCCCAGGUACCCAUCCAAGCAACUGCCACAGGUGCCCCGACAGCCUAGCUACCCAUCCAAGCAGGUGCCCCAGCGGCCUAGCUACCCAUCCAAGCAACUGCCGCAGGUGCCCCGACAGCUUAGCUACCCAUCCAAGCAACUGCCACAGGUGCCCCAGCAGCCCAGCUACCCAUCCAAGCAACUGCCACAGGUGCCCCAGCAGCCCAGGUACCAGCCCCAGCAGCCCAGCUACCAGCAGCCCAGCUACCCAUCCAAGCAGGUCCCCCAGCAGCCUGGCUACGCACCCAAGCAACGGCCCCAGGUCCCCCAGCAGCCUGGCUACGCACCCAAGCAACGGCCCCAGGUCCCCCAGCAGCCUGGCUACGCACCCAAGCAACGGCCCCAGGUCCCCCAGCAGCCCAGGUACCUGCCCCAGCAACCACAGGUUCCCCAGCAGUCUCGCUAUCAGCAGCCCGGCUACCAGCCCCAGUGGUUUCAAGUGUCUGAGCGGCCACGUGACCAUUCAACAUCUGCCCAAAGUGCUGGUACCCAGACCCCUUCAAAUGGGGACGGCAGUACUGCAGUUUACAGACAUGGCUAUGGACUCCAGUCAAAUCCAGAGGCACAGUGGGCAGGGUACAGUCAUGAUUCUUCAAAGACUGCUUUCAACUGAGCAAUUGUAUUGACUUGGCAAAUCAAUAAACUAA